Acanthosepion pharaonis is the source of this 2160-nucleotide messenger RNA. The record is from the annotation of a GenBank genome assembly. Lineage: Eukaryota; Metazoa; Mollusca; Cephalopoda; Sepiida; Sepiidae.
AUGGAAAAACCCAGUAUUUUCCCGAAGUUUCUUUCUAAGAAUAUGGACCACUCUGCCUUAACAGGAUCCUCUCUUGAAACCAGUGUUUGCAUGUUCCAACAAUUAAAAACUGCUCUUAUAAAAUGGAAAGAUCCUGACAACUUAUUUAAAAUGUCUAAUCGAAAAUCAAUACAAAAAUUUGAUGUCUCCGAUGCCCAGUUGGUCCCAUCAAAAGAUGAAAUGGCCAUUACGUCGGAAAUAUCUCCUGCCUUUAUAAUGACUGCUUUGCUGAAGGCUAUUUGUGAGAGAGAAGCAAAAGAUCCCAAAGUCUUUGAACAUAUUACCAGAUUGCUUUGUGCCAAGAAAGUGAUCCCUGAUUGGAUUAUGAAAUCGGACUUUGCCAGCAGAAAAGAUAUAUUAAGCUACUUGCAACAAUUAUACCUUGGUAACCUAAAAAAUUUCCCUUGUGCAAAGACUAAAGAGCGGUAUACUGAAGAAUAUGAAGAAAUUAAGUUACUUGGUGAAGGUGGUUUUGCAUCUGUCUAUAAAGCCCUCAAUAAAAUUGAUGGCAGAUAUUAUGCAAUUAAGAAGAUUUCUGUUCGUGGUUUUCCAGACUCUGUCUCAAAAAUUUACAAUGAAGUCAAAACCCUUGCUGGUUUGGAAAAUCCAUGUAUUGUGAGAUAUUACUCAGCAUGGAUUGAAACUUGCACUCCUGAAAAUAAUUUACCUUCUGGCUCAACUCCAACUGAAACAAAUACUUCCAAAAUCAAAGAAUUAAUUGAUGAUGACAUAUUUGAUAGAAAUGGCGAUACGUGUUUACUUGCUGGAGAAAAAGAUUUAUCAGUGUACAGUGAUAAAACUAAUGACGGCAAUAGUGUAUCACCAUCACAGGACAAGUACCCUCUAGGCCCAAAUAUCUUGACAGAAAGUGAUGCUAAAUCUCCUUCAGAAAUUUCCAUGAUUCUAUGUACGACAAAUGGAUCAAAUAGUCCAACUUUUGCUGACAAAAAUCAAAACCUGUCCACUUUAUUUAUUCAAAUGGAAUUGUGCAAAGAGACUUUACAUGAAUGGCUGCAGAAAAGAAAUUCUUCAGAAUUCUCAAACAGAAUCAUUACUGAUUCCAGAAACUGGACCAUCUUCCAGGAAAUGUUAAAAGGUGUUGUUUGUAUCCAUGAAGCAGGAAUAAUCCAUCGAGACUUGAAGCCUAGUAAUAUUUUCCUGACAGAUAAAAUGAAGGUCAAGAUUGGAGACUUUGGUUUGGCAACCAGCAUCCCGCAAAUAGAAGGGAAUUUAGAUCUGGAAGGAAAUGUGACGACACCUCUCUCAAAAGGUGUAGGUACUGCAAUGUAUUCAGCUCCAGAACAGAAAACAGGAUGCAAUUAUGAUAAUAAAAGUGACAUCUACAGCCUUGGAUUGAUUCUCUAUGAAAUGUAUCAUCCUUUUUAUACUGACUUUGAAAAAGUGAAAUUAUUUGAAGAGUUGACAAAAAAUAGAAAAAUUAGUGAAUUUGUCAUGAAGAACUUUCCUGAGAAAGUAAAUUUAAUUCUGGCCAUGACUGAUUCAGACCCGACAAAACGACCAACAGCGAAAGAUGUGCUGGAGCAGGUGCAACCGCCUUCAAUAGAAGAAAUCGUAACAAAUUACGAAAAACUAAUGGCAGAAGGUAAAGCAGAAUUAGAAAAACUCAAGCAGAACAUGGAGGAGGAGAAUAGAUUUUUCUCUUCUUCCUGCCUAUACUUUUCCAUUUGCUUCUCCUCUGUCUGCCUAUACUUUUCCAUUUGCCCCUCCUCUGUCUGCCUAUUCUUUUCCUUCUUCUCCCUUCUUGUUCCCUCUCUGCCUUUUCUUCUUGUUCCCUCUCUGCCUUUUCUUCUUCUGCUUUUCUUCUUUACAAUAUUCAAAUAUCAUGAAAACCUACUUAAAGAACUAAUUUUUCUGUAUCGCUUUGUGUCUUCAUUUUCUCAUGAACUGUUAAGAAUGAUUAUCCCUGAAUUUGUUUUUUUCAUUUUCUUUACUUUCUUUUUUUCUUUCUCCUUUUUCUUUUUGUUUAUUUUACUUUUCUUCAUUUUCUUUUUGUUUUUCUUUCCUUUUAUUUUUUUUUAUUCAUCUUCCUUUUCUUUCAGUUUUCUUUUUUCCCCUCUUAUGUUUUCAAUUUUUUCCUCUUUUUUUUUACUUGUUCCAUGA